UCAUUUUGUUUGUCAUAACAACAUUACACUUCUAUCACACGUGCUGUAUUGUAAAUCGUAAGAAUGGAAAAGAAACCAAAAAUUCAUCUUCUCGAACAUAAGCUGAAGCAGGAUCCACACGACUAUGGACUCGCUGAUGAACCGUGGAACAUCAAAAAUUUCAAAAAGGAAUUUCAAAUCACUGUCGUCCGGAAAAGUAACAUGGAACUGGAAUUCGAUUUGAUCCACUGCUAUCCAAGUUUCGCGAACGCAUUCCGUCGUCUCAUCAUCAGCGAGGUGCCGAGCAUGGCCAUCGAAAAGGUGCACAUUUUCAACAAUACAUCCAUCAUGCAAGACGAAGUAUUGGCUCACCGACUGGGUUUGAUACCGCUGAAAGCCGAUCCACGACUGUUCGAAUACAAAUUUGAAGGGGACGAUGAAACGCAGGACAAUUGCCUUGAAUUCGAACUGAAAAUUAAAUGCACCAAAGGCAAAGACGCGCUGGCGAGUUUCGACGGUCGAAAUGACAAAGUAUUUUCGGAUCAAAUAAAGUGGUUGCCGAAAGGCAAUCAAGCCAACAUCUACAAAGACGAGGACGUCGGACCGAUUGAAAAGGACAUUUUGAUCAAUAAAUUGCGCCCUGGCCACGAAUUGGACUUGAAACUGAUCGCUGUGAAGGGGGUCGGAAAGGACCACGCCAAAUUUUCACCAGUUGCCACAGCCUUCUACCGGUUGCUGCCGGAUGUUGUGCUGACGAAGAAAGUGAUCGGCGACGAUGCGAAACGACUGCAAUCGUGUUUCAGUCCCAAUGUUAUUGGCAUCGAUGACAGGGAACGGGCGUACGUGAAAAGUGCCCGGUACGAUAUGUGCAGCCGAAAUGUGUACCGUCAUGAGGAUUUGGUGGACGCGGUGGAGAUGUCUCGGAUUCGGGAUCACUUCAUUUUCACCAUUGAAUCGGUUGGUGCGAUGAAGCCGGAAGACAUAUUCGUGGAGGCUGUCAAAAUCCUGAAGGAGAAAUGCCAGAAACUGUUGAAGGAAAUACAACCGAAAACGUGAAACGCUUGA
Molecule: messenger RNA, 1044 nt
Organism: Bradysia coprophila
Lineage: Eukaryota; Metazoa; Arthropoda; Insecta; Diptera; Sciaridae
Gene: Polr1C
Product: RNA polymerase I and III subunit C
Biological process (GO): DNA-templated transcription
Cellular component (GO): RNA polymerase III complex; RNA polymerase I complex
Molecular function (GO): DNA binding; protein dimerization activity
Source: RefSeq, a predicted model, not a curated record